This is a messenger RNA of Mauremys mutica (yellowpond turtle), 795 nucleotides long. It is a transcript of the gene MGST2, whose product is annotated as microsomal glutathione S-transferase 2. The record is from RefSeq and is a predicted model, not a curated record. The transcript has 5 exons. Gene Ontology annotation, biological process: leukotriene biosynthetic process. The coding region runs from base 56 to 499 and encodes 147 amino acids. Gene Ontology annotation, cellular component: endoplasmic reticulum; membrane; nuclear envelope. Lineage: Eukaryota; Metazoa; Chordata; Testudines; Geoemydidae. Gene Ontology annotation, molecular function: leukotriene-C4 synthase activity; glutathione transferase activity; enzyme activator activity.
CACAUGCUCUGACACAGUGCCCUGGCUGCACAGGGAGACGGAAGCUGCUGGGAACAUGGCUGGGGAUUUAAUUUUGCUUGCUGCGGUGUCCCUUCUUUCAGCCUUCCAGCAAAGUUGUUUUGCCUGGCUGGUAGGAAAAUCGAGAAAGCAGCACAAGAUCGUGCCCCCAGAAGUCACUGGAACCCCAGACUUUGAAAGAAUAUUCCGUGCACAGCAAAACUGUGUUGAGUUUUAUCCAAUCUUCCUGGUUGCUCUCUGGACUGCAGGCUGUUUUUUCAAUCAAGUAUUGGCAGCCCUUCUGGGUCUGGUGUACAUGUACACCCGUCACAAAUACUUCCAUGGAUAUGCAGAGUCUGCAAAAGGAAGGAUAACAGGUUUUUAUUGGAGUGUGGUGGUUCUGUUCUCACUGAUGGCCUUGGCUGCAGCUGGGAUUACUAAUAGCUUUCUGGAAGAAUACUUGGACAUCAGCAUAGGAAAGAAAUUACAUAAAUUGCUCUGAAGAUUAUUUAUGUAUAAAUAAAUAAAGUAGAUGUUUUCCCUGGACAUUAAAAGGCAGAUGAGCUGCAUCAUGUGGAAUGAAAGCAUCCAGAUUUCUUUAUUAAUCGUCCAUUGCAAUGUAAAGUGCAUGUCUUUCCUGACAGUUUGUUUACACUGUUUCUUUCCUAUGCCACAGAAAAGCAAGCCCAAAGAAUAUAGUAAAUGUGGCUUCAUUUUUUGAGUUACAUGUUUAAUGAAUUGGUCUCAUGUGUACAAUAUUGUAUGACAGCAAAAAUUACAUUGAAUUCAGACAAUGAA